AUGUCUGGAAGUGCAGAAACCGAACUACGCCAAGUGCAAGGCCUGGAAAGAGGCAACGCAUCUACGCAAAAUGAUACGAUAGAGCAUCCCGAGCCCAUAUACCAGCGCUCAAGUCAAACAAACGCGGUCUUGGGAAGCACAGCUUUCCAAGACGUUGACCUGGAAAGAGGGGAGGGUCUUGGGCCUUCUACCAUCAACAAAGCCAAAAAGGAUUCAAAGAAGAAGAAGAGAUAUGUCUUUGGAGUUCCUGACAAUCCCUUUGACGACUCAGAAUCGGACAAUGAAUGGAUGCGGCGCACUGGUAAGACACACUUGUCGCCUGCACUCGAACUGGAAUCUAAGCGUUUCACAGAUGAAAACGAGCCAAAGCCAGAAAACAACAAUUCCGACCAAGGCUCUGAGCAGCGCCAGAGUACUUGUUGUCAGAGUAUUUCGAGGCUCGCCCAUAAGAUACCAUUCGUAGCGUACGUUUGGUUCGCCCUUGUUAUAUUUCUCCUGUUGCUGGGAGGCGCCAUGACUCUUCUAGUGCUAUUACCCCAGGGAAAGAAAUAA
Molecule: messenger RNA, 552 nt
Organism: Aspergillus bombycis
Lineage: Eukaryota; Fungi; Ascomycota; Eurotiomycetes; Eurotiales; Aspergillaceae
Exons: 1
Coding region: 1-552 (183 amino acids)
Source: RefSeq, a predicted model, not a curated record